This is a messenger RNA of Manihot esculenta (cassava), 1790 nucleotides long. Its product is annotated as O-glucosyltransferase rumi homolog. The record is from RefSeq and is a predicted model, not a curated record. Bases 54 to 1628 code for a protein of 524 amino acids. The transcript is spliced from 5 exons. NCBI's taxonomy places the organism in Eukaryota, Viridiplantae, Streptophyta, Magnoliopsida, Malpighiales, Euphorbiaceae.
UCUACUUCAAGUCAGAGAACUGGACUUGCUAGAUUCAACCACAUUUCUUCAGGAUGCCAAUUUGGAGGCCUCAAUUAAAGAAGGGAUCUCCAUCUCUCAGAACUCUGCUCUUUCUUUUACUACUCCUCUUCAUUGCUGCCUUCAUAUCUUCCUUAUGGAUUGACACUUCUAUAUUUUCGGCGGCCGGAAAAACAAACAACACGAUGAUAAUCUCUCUGGAGAACACAACACUCCAUCAAAAAUCAGUUGAAUUCCCACUUAAAUGCAGUAUCAACAACGAAACUCAGACCUGUCCGACAAACUACCCAAGAAGAAUAUUUCAAAGAGAAGACCAAGACCCAUCAUCAGAAACAGUCUGUCCGAAUUAUUUCCGGUGGAUACACGAAGAUCUGAGGCCGUGGAUUGCCACAGGAAUAACCAGAGACAUGGUGGAGAGAGCCAAAAGAACAGCAAAUUUUCGUCUGAUAAUAGUCCAAGGCAAGGCGUAUAUUGAGAAAUUUACAAAAUCAAUACAAACGAGAGAUACUUUCACUAUAUGGGGCAUUCUGCAGCUUCUGAGGAGGUAUCCCGGAAUGCUACCGGACUUGGAGCUAAUGUUUGAUUGUGACGAUCGGCCGGUGGUCCGAUCACGCGAUUACAGUGGACCGAAUUCCACAGGUGCGCCGCCAUUGUUUCGGUACUGUAGUGACAGGUGGUCAAUGGAUGUGGUGUUUCCUGAUUGGUCCUUCUGGGGAUGGGCUGAAAUAAAUAUAAAGCCAUGGAGUGCUUUGUUGAAGGACAUAAAAGAAGGCAAUAACAGGACCAAAUGGAUUGACAGAGAGCCCUAUGCCUACUGGAAAGGAAACCCUUUUGUAGCUGAAACCAGAAGGGACCUCCUUACUUGCAAUGUCUCGGCCCACCAGGACUGGAAUGCUCGCUUAUUCAUCCAGGUAAUAAUAUUCCUCACACACACCCUCUCUAACAUUCGUUACUCUAACAAUCAAAUCCAUAAAUGUAACUUGCAGGAUUGGAUUCUUGAAACCCAGCAUGGUUUCAAGAAAUCAGACUUAGCCAGCCAAUGUACGCACAGGUACAAAAUCUACAUCGAAGGAUAUGCUUGGUCUGUUAGUGAGAAGUACAUUCUAGCCUGCAAUUCUGUGACAUUGCUUGUAAAACCAUACUACCAUGACUUCUUCACAAGAAGCCUGCAGCCUCUGAAGCACUACUGGCCUAUAAGGGACACCGAUAAAUGCAGAUCGAUUAAGUUCGCAGUCAACUGGGGGAAUAAACACAAGAAAGAGGCAGAAGCAAUCGGGGAAGCUGCAAGUGAGUUCAUACAAGAAGAAUUAAAGAUGGAAUAUGUGUAUGACUACAUGUUUCAUCUGUUAAAUGAGUAUGCUAAGCUGCUGAAAUUUGAGGCGCGAGUAAGCCAUGAAGCUGUGGAGUUGUGCUCUGAGGUUGUGGCCUGUGCUGCAGAUGGGUUAGAGAGGAGGUUCAUGACAGAAUCAUUGGUGAAGAGUCCUUCUGUUACAGGACCAUGUAUAAUGCCUCCUGCUUAUGAACCAAAAGAUCUAGGAGCCUUUUAUAGGAGAAAUUUAAAUGCUAUAAGGCAAGUGCAGAAAUGGGAAGAUGGAUGCUGCACAAUUUAGCAAACACACAAUCAUCAGCAUCAAUCCAGAGGCUAAUCCAUUCGGUAUGGGUAAAAUAAGAGUAAGAAGGCAUAUAUAAUCAAGAAAAGUAAAAAACAGCGGUGAAAUUUACAUAUUAAACUAUAAAAACAGGAUCGAUAAAGUAAAUUAUUAACAGUUUAU